This is a messenger RNA of Capsaspora owczarzaki ATCC 30864, 1563 nucleotides long. Its product is annotated as ubiquitin specific peptidase 12. Bases 87 to 1442 code for a protein of 451 amino acids. NCBI's taxonomy places the organism in Eukaryota, Filasterea, Ministeriida, Capsasporidae. Gene Ontology annotation, molecular function: cysteine-type endopeptidase activity; cysteine-type deubiquitinase activity. Gene Ontology annotation, biological process: protein deubiquitination. The record is from RefSeq and is a predicted model, not a curated record. Gene Ontology annotation, cellular component: nucleus; cytosol. The transcript is spliced from 3 exons.
CCUCACUCUCAUCCCUUCUUCACUCGACACACUCGAAACAGCAACCAAGCCAUCUGCAAGGAGACCAUUCCUUUUGCAUACGGGUCAUGGGCAACUCUGCGUCGCGCGUUGAGAAGACGCUGGGCCAAGCCGUCCCCGAGCACGAGCGAUACUUUGGCCUGGAGAACUUUGGCAAUACGUGCUACUGCAACUCCGUGCUCCAGGCGCUGUACUUUUGCCAGCCAUUCCGAGACGGCAUCCGAGAGCGCAUCCAGUCGCAUCUGGCAGCGACCGGCGGUGGGUUGACGCCGACGCCGACGACGAGCACGGCAAUGAUGACGACAGGGCCAAUUGGACUGGCGACAAACUCGCCGACGACAACCAGCCAGGCUGCCGUUGCGCCGGUGCCACAAGAGGAAACACUCAUGUCGUGCCUGUGCGACUUGUUCGGAUCGAUCGCCGCGCAAAAGCGACGGACGGGCGUCAUGGCGCCACGCAAAUUCGUGGCGAGGCUGCGCAAAGAGAACGAGCUCUUCCGAGGGUACAUGCACCAAGACGCGCACGAGUUUUUCAACUAUUUGGUCAAUACGCUGGUAGAGCUGCUUCAGCGCGAAAUCAAGGACGCUCGGCAGCUGCAGCAGGCGUCGCGGAAAUCGUCCGCUGCGAGUGGUUCAGCUGCUGCUGCUGCGGCCCCAACCUCGUCGAGUGCACCGACUGCAAAGGAAAUCAAAACGUGGGUGCACGACAUUUUCGAAGGCACUCUGACCAACGAGACCAAGUGCCUGACGUGCGAGUCAGUCAGCAGCAAGGACGAAUCGUUCCUCGAUCUGAGCAUCGACAUCGAACAGCAUUCGUCCAUCACAAGCUGCUUGAGGAACUUUUCGGCAACCGAGACGCUGCAGUCCGACCAAAAGUACUUUUGUGAGCAGUGUUGCGCGCUUCAAGAAGCGCAAAAGCGCAUGCGCGUCAAGAAACUCCCAAAAGUGCUCGCCCUUCAUCUCAAGCGCUUCAAGUACAUUGAGGAACUCCAGCGGUAUCGCAAGCUCCACCACCGCGUUGCGUUUCCUCUCGAAUUGCGGCUGUUUGAGACGUCAGACGAGGACUCUGCCUUUUACGACCUGGUUUCGAUCGUUGUUCAUGUUGGAAGUGGGCCAAACAGGGGCCACUACAUUGCGAUUGUCAAGAGUCACGGCUAUUGGCUGUCGUUCGAUGACGAUUAUGUUGAUCUGGUGGAGGAGAGCAAUUUGCAGCUUUAUUUCGGCAGCACGCUCGACCGGAACGACCAACAAAGUUCAGAAUGCGGCUACAUUUUGUUCUAUGAAGCGCGCAGCGUGGACAAGAACAGUGGUGCCGCCCCAACAGCAGAAGCAGCCGCACAAGCCACGGUGUCAGCACCACCGUCGGCUUCGAAGCAAUCGGCUCCGUUUCCCUCCGAACCGCAACAAGAAGGAAUUGCAGUGUAAAAUUAUAAUCAAUGUACAUUUCAACAAACACUAGAAAAAACAAAUCCCCCAGGGAAAGCCGGAACGCUGAGCGCCGGUGAGAAUCAUAGGGAAUCUUGCUGAGGGAAGGAGACUUGACGAU